Molecule: messenger RNA, 1309 nt
Organism: Musa acuminata subsp. malaccensis (wild Malaysian banana)
Lineage: Eukaryota; Viridiplantae; Streptophyta; Magnoliopsida; Zingiberales; Musaceae
Product: heptahelical transmembrane protein ADIPOR1
Biological process (GO): response to hormone
Cellular component (GO): membrane
Molecular function (GO): signaling receptor activity
Source: RefSeq, a predicted model, not a curated record
AACCUGUGAACUGGCCCUCCCUCUUAUAGCUCCCUCAGACAGGAGGCAGCAGCAGCAGCAGCAGCAGAAGGGAGGAGUGAUGGAUUCCGAGGACCAACAUGUGGUCAUGGAGGAAAAGCUAGAGGGGAAGAGGAGGAAGGGAAAGGGUCGGAGGAAGCAAGAGAAGGAAUACAAGCUGUUGAGGUACGAGGAGCUGCCGGAGUACAUGAAGGAGAACGAGUUCAUACGGGAUUACUACAGGGCGGAGUGGCCGAUCAAAAACGCACUGCUCAGCUUCUUCUCUUGGCACAACGAGACCGUCAACAUCUGGACACAUUUGUUGGGAUUCCUGGUGUUCUUGGGGCUCACCUUGCUGCAUCUCAGUCGUCAUGUGCCACAAGUGGCUCAACUCCUCGGGCAUCUUGCUUGGUCGAUUCCUACAAGUGCGGUGGACAAUGUCUCCUGCGAUCUGGGAAAUUUCUUUGGAGAAGCAGCGGCGUUCAUUAAGCUGUACAUUUCCUCUGAAACUGCUGCCACCUCAUCUCCUUUGCCGCCGGCGGCGGCAGUGCGAUGGCCCUUCUUCGUGUUUCUCGGUGGCUCCAUGUUCUGCCUCCUCUGCAGCAGCUCCUGCCACCUCCUCUGCUGCCACUCCCACCGCCUCAAUAUCUUCCUCCUCCGCAUGGACUACGUCGGCAUCGCCGUCAUGAUCGUGACCUCCUUCUUCCCCCCCAUCCACUACAUCUUCCAGUGCGAUCCCCAUUGGCAGCUCACCUACCUGGUAGCCAUCUCCGCCAUGGGCUUCGUCACCGUCUUCACCCUCCUCUCGCCGCAUCUUUCCACCGGCAAGUUCCGGGCCUACCGUGCCUUGCUCUUCUCGGGGAUGGGCCUCUUCGGCAUCGUGCCCGCCGUGCACGCGGCCGUCGUGAACUGGGGCGAGCCGCGACGCAACGUGACGUUGGCGUACGAGGCGGCCAUGGCCGUGUCCUACUUGACGGGGACCGUCUUCUACGUGACGAGGGUGCCGGAACGGUGGAAGCCCGGUUGGUUCGACCUCGCCGGCCACAGCCACCAGAUAUUCCAUGUGUUCGUGAUGGCCGGGGCGCUGUCGCACUACGGCGCGGCCGUCGUCUUCCUCCGUUGGCGCGACGAGGUCGGCUGUGGCACGCCUUGAUCUCUACAUUCUUUGAUGGUGAUGAGGGACUAUAAAGGAAGCUAUAGCUCUCGCAACAAACAUGAAAUGACUUCUCAUACGAUUCAAGGUGUAUUGAUCCAAGCAAUUUUAAUUCUUGUAUUCUAAUAAAUGAAAGGUUUGAUCAGAUACUUAUUUAUU